CAGUUUUGUAUGGGGGGUAAUACAUGUGAUCCGUUACUGAAACCUCUGUGGCUUUGAUGGAAGAGUUAAGCUGCUGCCUCGCAUUUGCAUGGGACAAAUCAGGAUCUCAGUGGGCAUGUGCAAAACCUGCAGGCUCUUAUAUUUAAAUAGAAAGCUGUUUCUGUUACUGCUGCCUAUUGCUGAGCUUAGACACGUUAGAAAAGGAUGCUGAGGCUUUACGGAGGGGGGAGAAUCCCCAUUGGAUUGUGCACAGAUUCAGAAAAGAGAGAGGCUGUCUUUUUGAGAAGUUUAAAAUGGAAGAAAGUGGGCUGAUUAAAAAGUUUCACUGAAAGGGAAUUUUGGUUUGAUGACAUUGUUGGGAGGGGUCAGAGUUCUCUUGCUUUUACCCAUGUGAAUGCGUAGUCUCUCCGAAGAGGCAUCUUUUCUCUACCACGGAUUUCAACUGCAGCCAAAUCCUAGGUGUCCUGAAUGACUCAGAAGUGAAUGUCUACAAGGCUGGUGGACUUGGCUCCAUUGGUCCCAACAGAGCGGACAAUGUUCAACCUCCCCGAUCCUUUUCCAACGGUGGAUGUACCAACCCAUGCUCACUAUACCAUUGGGGCUGUCAUUCUUGUAGUGGGAAUCACAGGAACUCUUGGCAACCUUCUAGUCAUCUAUGUUUUUUUCAGGAUUCGGGGCCUUCGGACUCCUGCCAACAUGUUCGUUAUCAAUCUGGCUGUCAGUGAUUUUCUAAUGGCCAUCACUCAGUGUCCAGUUUUCUUCACCAACAGCCUCAACAAACGGUGGAUAUUUGGGGCAAAAGGCUGUGAGCUGUACGCAUUCUGUGGAGCUCUCUUUGGCAUUGCUUCCAUGAUCACCUUGACAGUGAUAGCCCUGGACAGGUAUUUUGUGAUUACGCGACCCCUCGCCUCCAUCGGAGCAAUGUCUACGAAGAAGGCUUUGCUAAUCCUAUCAGGAGUCUGGCUGUAUUCCUUAGCUUGGAGUCUCCCGCCUUUCUUUGGAUGGAGUGCUUAUGUUCCAGAGGGCCUCUUAACCUCCUGUUCCUGGGAUUAUAUCACUUUUACCCCAUCAGUCCGUGCCUACACAAUGCUCCUUUUCUGCUUUGUAUUCUUUAUUCCCCUAAUUGCCAUCAUAUACAGUUAUGUGUUCAUUUUCAUAGCCAUCAAGAAUUCAAACAGGGCUGUUCAAAGGACCAAUUCAGACAACAGUAAAGAAGGUCAAAAACUCUACCAGAAGCUGAAGAAUGAGUGGAAAAUGGCCAAAGUCGCCUUGAUUGUCAUCUUGCUCUAUGUCAUCUCCUGGUCUCCAUAUUCUGUGGUAGCUUUGGUGGCUUUUGCAGGAUACUCUCAUCUCCUUACACCAUACAUGAACUCAGUCCCUGCAGUGAUUGCCAAGGCUUCUGUUAUCCACAACCCAAUCAUUUAUGCCAUUGUUCAUCCCAAAUACAGAAUGGCGAUUGCAAAGUUUCUUCCAUGCCUUGGAUCUCUGCUAAGAGUUCCCCGCAAGGACUCCAGCUACCCCUCCACCAGACGUCCCACUGUCACCAGCCAGUCCUCUGAUAUAAAUGGAGUGCCAAGAGGACACCGAAGGUUAUCCUCUGUCUCAGACAGUGAAUCUGAUUGGACUGACACAGAAGCUGAUAUCAGUAGCCAGAAUUCCAGAGUCGCCAGUGGGUCAAUUUCCUACAGAAUAUAUGAAGACACAACUGAAACCAUCAAGGUCAAAUCUAAAAUGAGAAGCCAUGAUUCAGGGAUUUUUGAAAGGACUUCCGUGGAUGCCGAUGACAUUUCUAUGGUGGAGGACUUACCCUUUGGAGUCUAUAACCUUGAAGAUAGUUUGACAGGUGAAGAUCUGAAUGCCUUUGGAUGGAGAAGGGAGGAGUCUUAUUCCGGGCCAUCUACUUCAAGCCAAAUCCCCAGCAUCAUUGUGACCUUCAGCAAUGUCCAGAGAACAGACCUGCCUUUGGAGUCCAGCUCUGGUGCCUUGUGCUCCAGGAACAGUAGCUAUAGCUGGGAAAAGGAUUCCAACAGCCGUCUUGAAUGGUUAUGCCAUGCGAGUGCCUUAGCUCCUACCUCUGAAAGAAAUAUGUGUCAGCUCAGCGUAGAAGAUCUUGCAAGACAGGUUUAAACUGAGCAGCUAUAUAACAGGAUGGGAAAGGAAGGAACAGCUUCUUUUCUUCUAAACAUUCAAAACCAGUUAUGUGAUGCUGUGAAGAGUUAAAGGAGCUAAUGCUCAAUCCUUUUAUGGCACUGUAGUUUGUUUGCUAUCUUGGUUGAUUAUUCUACUAUUAUUUUUAAUUCAUGGAGGACAAUACAAUUCAUUGUGUGUGGAAGUCUAGGUAACCAAAAGCCCUGCUACAUCUGACCUCAACAACAUCACCCUCCAUGCCUUUGUGGCAUUCUUCUGUAUCUAGACUCUCAUCUUGCAGUGUAAUUGGCAAUAUGGGAUGUGGGAUCAGUAUCCUUGUUUACUGCACUUUGCAGAAACAAGCUAACCCAGAGGGGGUUUUUUUCGUGUCAGGAGCAACUUGAGAAACUGCAAGUUGCUUCUGGUGUGAGAGAAUUGGCCAUCUGCAAGGAUGCUGCUCAGGGGACACCCGGAUGUUUGAUGUUUUACCAUCCUUGUAGGAGGCUUCUCUCAUGUCCCCACAUGGAGAGCUGGAGCUAAUAGAGUGAGUUCACCCGUUCUCCCCAGAUUUGAAUCAUCUACCUGUCAGUCAGUAAUCCUGCCGGCACAAGGGUUUAACCCAUUGUACCACCUUAACCCAGAGGGUUAAGGACAGACCAAACACUUCUCCCUACAAACACUGCAUCCUCUGCCUGAGGAAGCUGCCUUACCCUACUUAAUGGUAGGGCCAGCUCUGCCAGCUGUUUACUCCUUUCUGUGGCUCAGAAAUGGGUAAACCAAAUGGAACUGAAAAGCUGAAGUUUUACAAGUGGAGGAAAACAAAACUCAUGUUGCUUUUCACAUCACACCAAUAAUCUCUUUGGAGAUUAUUGCAUGAGAGUUGAGGUUUCCCCAUGUUAUUUGGUGGUACCUUUUAAUACACAGAGGAAACCCACAAAUAGUCUCCUGAAAGCACUUUAUUCAUUGUUGACAAUUUUGUGAUAAGUCACUAGUGCUGCUUCAGCAAAAUUGAGAAAAUUUGUGUUGUUGUGGGUAUGUUGUGGUCAUCACUUUUCUCCACUCCGUUUCCCUGUUCCCAGACUACUAGUGAGCAGAAAAAGAGGACCUCCAACUGCAUAGCUAUUACUCCCCACUUUCAACCCAGUUGCUUUCCUUUUUUAAAAAAAAAUCAAGAUAACUGUAGUUUAUCCCUGCAGUUUAUUAUAGAUCCUCUUUGUUGUAUAAGCAUUUCCUCAUUGGUGGAAAUAUUGCUGAGAUUUUUUUAAGUUACUGCUUCAUGUCUUCAACUACAUUGACUAAUGUGCAAUCAGUAUUGAUUUAAGUUAGAUUGCCUUUUGAAUGUGGAUGAAAACUUUUAAUUGUGACAAAAAAAUCCCCUAUGAAUUCAGGUGGCCUCAGUGCCCCAAAACAAGGUUUGACAAUGAUAACCAUAUCACCUUCUGAUAGCAUAAACUAAUAUGAAAAAAGGCUGAGAAUUGCAAUAUCCAUAUUUAUUUUGCUGGUAGUACAGAGAAAUUUGCACAUGCUUAACAACCUGGAAGUGUGUUACUGUGUAACUUUGAAAUCAACACAAAAUGGCCAACUCUUGUAAGAACAACAAAAAUCUCAAAAUUGUGGAGUUCUUUAAGUAAAAAAAUUAAAAGGGGGAAAGGGGACAUGCCCGGUGGAAGAUAAUGAACAGGUUGGGAAAAGUGGUCUAUGAGAUGGUGUGCUAUGCAGAAACAUGACAGCACUGAAAGGUAGACUGUGUGAUAAGAAAAGGAGCUAUGCAGAUAUAUUCUUGCUUUCUACCAGAAUGGGUUUGUUAUGCCUGAAUAUACUUUCAACACAUUGUCUGGUAAAGUCCUUUGUGUUUGGCACUUCCAUCCUUUCUCAGUUGAGAAUAUGGUCCCAUUUCUAACACUGGAGAGACACUCCCCAUUAGUGAAGAACAGCUUUCCUCUAACUUGGUUCCCACCAAAUAUCUUGGACUACAGAUCCUGUGAGAUUGGAUAUGCCUAGUAUAGACAAUAGUAAGCAAAAUGGACCAAUUAUCUAACUCUGCAUUAUAUAUAUAUUCCUAAUCACCUGAUUCCCAGAAUUACAAUAAUUAUAUCUGUGUUAUUUCUAUCCUGUCUCAUUUUUUUCUUCUUCAGCCAGCAGCCCUGAAAACACGUGAUGCCUCAUGUUGUGAACCCCCUGAUUUCAGCACUGUAAUACCUGAUGUCAAUUCAAGGACCAGGCAUAGAUGGAUAGUGCUAUGUCUUAAGUUAUUUACUAGGUGGCAGCAAAUGUAGUUAUUUUUGUAAGGAAACUUGAAUGACUGUUUUGUUGUUGCUGCAGAGGAACUGUAACAUGCUUGUCUAGUUUCCUAAUGAUGAGAGCCUUUAUAUCAUGGCCCAUAUACUUAUCAAUCUAGUAAUACAAUCAUUUUUACAGGGAUGGAUUUCAGUCAUCCAUCUAUGGUCUCUCCAUGACACUGUAGGCAUAAUAUAGGGGAUCCCAGCUUAAGCACUGAAAUAGUUUUAACGUUGUGACCAGUUACAGUAUUGGGAAGAUUCAUCAUGUGGAAGUUAUUUAAAAAUGUCUCUGUAUUAAGACUUUAAUAUGUAUUCUGGGCUUCUCUUAAAAAUGAGCCAAGACAUGAAGCUGUGUUGUGCCUGGAACUUGGCAACAGAUGAAUGAAUGGUAGCUAUUCAAAUUUUAGGUUACCCCCUCUUAUGUCUAGUCCAUGAAGGAACAAAAAAAAAAAAAAAAGACUAGUCAAGUAAAAAAAAAACCUUAACAUAAAAAGUUUACAAUACAUGAUGUGAUAUUUCCUGCUCCACAAAAAAGCCUCUUUGUCAAGCUUUCUCAAUGGAGUUCUGCUGGUCCAUUCCCUAUGACAGAAGCACUGUUUGACAGAAGGUAGUAUAGCAAAAACAAAAGGCCAUGUAAAUUUUCAUUGCCCAUUGGUACAAAACUGCAGUAUUUGGGUACUGAUCAUGUAAGUAGAAUAUAUUUUGUAAUAUCUUAUUAUUUUGAAUAUCUAGAUAAUAUAUCUUCUUUUUGAACAAUAAAAUGUAUACAUAAACAUCUACAA
Messenger RNA from Anolis carolinensis (green anole), 5188 nucleotides. It is a transcript of the gene opn4, whose product is annotated as opsin 4. Gene Ontology annotation, biological process: visual perception; phototransduction; cellular response to light stimulus. The transcript is spliced from 12 exons. Lineage: Eukaryota; Metazoa; Chordata; Lepidosauria; Squamata; Anolidae. Gene Ontology annotation, molecular function: G protein-coupled photoreceptor activity. The record is from RefSeq and is a predicted model, not a curated record. The coding region runs from base 484 to 2127 and encodes 547 amino acids. Gene Ontology annotation, cellular component: plasma membrane.